Molecule: messenger RNA, 6495 nt
Organism: Morchella sextelata
Lineage: Eukaryota; Fungi; Ascomycota; Pezizomycetes; Pezizales; Morchellaceae
Exons: 23
Coding region: 1-6495 (2164 amino acids)
Biological process (GO): calcium ion import across plasma membrane
Cellular component (GO): membrane; voltage-gated calcium channel complex
Molecular function (GO): calcium ion binding; high voltage-gated calcium channel activity
Source: RefSeq, a predicted model, not a curated record
AUGGCAUCAGGUAGCAACACAUACAAACCAUCUUCUUCUGAGCCGAUACCCCUACAAGACCUGUCUCGAUCCCGGAGAGACAGAGAUAGAGGUAGAGAUGGAUACGAAGAUGCUGGCAUGAGCCCUAGCUCCUCGCGCUCGCGUUCUCUAUUGCGUGGAGGAAGCUUAGGAGCAGAAAUCGGUCGGAGGAUAUCGACACACAGAGCAAGAAAGAGCUACGAUAGGGUUCGGGAGGAUAGCCCACCACAAUUUUCUCCACCACCGGUGCCAACGAUUCCCGAUUUACAGGUCCCACACUACGAAAUCGGGGAGCAAUCGGAUCUUCCAUCAAUCGUUGAAGUUAGACAGGGAUUUACAGAGGCAUUGGGGAAUGAGAUUCAUAGAGGUAGCUGGCUACCAAGACGAAAUGCGAAUGAACCACUGUCUCCAUGGGUUGCUGCGGACGACGACGAACUUCCGGGAACAAUUCCUAGCUUCGAGAUGCACAGGGAGGAUGAUACUGCCUAUCUCACCGAGCCGGCAAACAUGCAACCGAUAAGUGGCUUUUCAAACCACAGAAAACAUUUAUCUAGCCACUCCGUAAAGUUUGCUCCGGGACCUUCUUUAGGGGAGGAUCUGCAUUCUGCAGCAGAGGAAGGCCUAGGAGGCGGGGCCCGGUCUAGAUCUGGCUCAGUUGCCUCGAGAUCUGGCUCAUUAACGAAGGGCCGCUCGUUAUCGCCUGGGACUUCGCCUGUCCGGCGAGUAUCAGUUGCUGUUCAGAAUAUGGCCCAACGAGUAGUCAAUGUAAGUAAUGAUCCAGAGGCUAUAGAGCAAACUUUACGCCGCCGUAGCUCUUCAAAAUCUCACCGCGAUGCGCCGGGGCGACCUUCUGUUCCUGCCAUUGAAAUUCACCAACUCGAUGAUACCGAGCCCUCGGACCAAGAGGAAAAGCCCACUACACCCCUUAGAAAUUUCAACCGUCCAGACAACCGUCCAUGGCAUUUCCAGUCCAACCCUCUCAAGGGAAGGACAUUUCGCACAUUUGGCCCGAAUAAUCCUAUCCGACUCUUCCUUUGUGAUAUUUUGGUUCAUCCAAUGGCGGAACCUUUGAUUUUGCUGCUGAUCCUGAUACAAACAAUCCUGCUUACCAUUGAUGCAGCACCUAGUGUUUACAACGACCCUCGUGCCAAGAGCUGGGGUACUUCAAAUAUUGAUUAUGCUUUACUUGUCUUAUUUGUUAUAUACACUCUAGAAAUUAUUGCACGUAUGAUAGUCUCAGGGGUUUUUUUGAACCCCCACCAGGAGAACGAUCCUAGAGGGAGAGGCAAUGUUCGCCGUCAACUUUUCGCAAGGGGUAAAGAACUGUUUUCUCCAAAGAGAAGUCAAUCCGUCAGGGCUCCCUCGCCUGCCCGACCUGACGACCCUCCAUCCUUAUUAAGAACAAUCACCACCAAUUUCCAGUUCGAUGGCGGACCAACAACUGUUCAGUCUCUUGCUCGAAAUCGCAUGGCACGGCGUGCAUUUCUUCGUCACUCCUUUAACCGACUAGAUUUUGUUGCGGUUGUUUCACAUUGGAUAUCUCUGUACCUUUGUAUCACUGGUUUGGAGGCGGAAAAACAUUUUGGUACUUCGGUAAUUCUACGAAGCUUGAAAAAAGCCGCACCUUUGCUGGUGAAUGUGGCACUACUCAUUGGAUUUUUCUGGCUUAUAUUUGCAAUAAUUGGAGUACAAAGCUUUAAAAGUUCACUCAGGAGAACAUGCGUUUGGGUAGACCCUGAAGGCGUACAGGGUAAUUACACACAGGAUUUUCAGUUCUGCGGGGGGUAUAUCGAUGCGUCUACAGGCCUUGAGUUACCAUAUGUCUACACUGACGGCACGUCAGGAGCCAAAAAGGCCAAAGGAUAUAUCUGUCCUGUGAAUUCCCUCUGUGUUGCUGAUGUUAAUCCAUAUGGUGGAACUGUCAGCUUUGAUAAUAUCAUUCAGUCAUUCGAAUUGGUAUUUGUGGUCAUGAGCGCAAAUACAUUUUCUAGUCUGCUUUACUACAUGGCUGAUAGCGAUUAUCUCACAGCUGCCUUAUUUUUUGCUUUCGGGAUUGUUAUUUUAGCGUUUUGGCUGGCAAAUCUCUUGAUCGCCGUUAUCACAACCUCAUUCCAAGUAAUUCGAGAAGAGUCAAGGAAGUCUGCGUUUGCGGCCGAGGAUGAUGAUGGGCUAAAUAAGGACGACGUGAUCAAAGUGAAAGAAAAGAAGAGCUUUGUGAAAAGGGUUUAUGAGGGCACUCGACUGUUUUGGAUUACAGUUAUUGCAAUCGGCCUUUUUUCUUCCACUUUCCGCAGUUCUUCUAUGAGUAAAGAUAGGGAGAUAUUAAUUGAAGACCGUGUUGAGCUUGGAGUUACUGUUAUUCUUUCGGUUGAGAUAGUGCUUCGAUUUCUAUCUGAUUGGCGUGGCUUUCGCAGAAGCAAACAAAACUGGGCGGAUCUUGCCUUGGUUGUGAUUACCUGCAUAAUUCAACUUCCACCAAUUCACAAUUCCGGAAGGGUCUAUGAAUGGCUUACAUUGUUUCAAAUCCUUCGGGUGUAUCGAGUCGUCUGGGCGAUUCCUGCCACCCGGAAUCUCCUGUCGAAAGUUAUUGGUAACGUGUCUGGAUUGACUAACUUGAUACUAUUUGUACUACUCCUUACAUUCCUAUGUGCUCUAUUUGCGGUCCAGAUUGUUCGAGGAGACUUGCCUGCAGAAUAUCAAGGUGAAACAUCACCUAUAACGUUCAACACGAUAUUCAAUGCUUUCUUGGGCAUGUACGAAAUAUUUUCCAGCGAAAACUGGACGGGGAUCUUAUACAUGGCUACUGAUGUCCAGUCACAAUAUAACGUUGGAUGGAUUACUGCCACAUUUUUGAUUGGCUGGUUUAUUUUGGGAAAUUUUAUUGUGUUGAACAUGUUUAUUGCUGUCGUUCAAGAGAACUUUGACGUGACAGAAGAUGAAAAACGAAUAUAUCAAGUCAAAGCAUUUCUACAGAACAAAGAUUAUUCAGCUCCAACCCAAGGAAUAUCUUUAUCUAGUAUUUUUGGCGGGAAAAAGCGCCCCAAGGACCCUCAUUCACGGCAAGCUGCGUUCGAAAUGUUGACAAAACAAGCUGUUGUCGAAUCAUUUUUGGAUGAAGGACAGAUUCACAGCCGUCAGCCUCUUACACGGGCUGCCGCCAUCGAUUUCUCCGCAGCUGUAGAUAAUGUGAAUGCCGAACAAAAAAGGAGACACAAUCCAUUCAAAAAGCUGCACGACAAAAUCGUUAAAUUGUUCCAAGGAGAUAAGGAGCCAAAUCCAUUCUAUUCUUUCCAGACUCGAUCUGUUGCGAAUCUCGCACCAACUGCGAUGGCCCAGGAAGUCGUGAUGGAGGCAGAACAGCGAAAGAAGGCCCAACGGGAGUACCUGAGGAAGUACCCGAACUACAAUGUCUCUUUAUUCAUUUUCACGCCCUCAAAUCCCCUGAGACGCCUUUGCCAACGAAUGGUAGGGCCUAGUCGGGCACAUAUACGUUAUGACGGAUUACCGCCGUACACACCUUUCAGUUAUGCCUUCUCCAUCAUUGUGUAUUGCGCAAUAGUUGCUAUGGUUAUCAUUGCCUGCGUGACAACUCCACUUUACCAAAAACAGUACUUUGAAACCUAUGGCAGUUCACUCAAAAAUUGGUUUACUUUUUCCGAUCUCGGCUUCGUUGCACUCUUCACCAUUGAGUCGACUAUCAAGAUCAUCGCAGAUGGAUUAAUCUGGACCCCAAAUGCCUACCUUCGGGGAUCAUGGGGUGUUAUUGACUGCGUAGUCCUUGUAACCCUUUGGAUUAGUGUCGGAACAUCCCUACAAAAUCAAGGCGAGAUUUCUAGAUCUGUUGGAGCUUUUAAGGCUUUGCGUGCUCUACGUCUACUUAAUAUAUCCGGCAGUGCACAAAAUACCUUCCAUUCAGUUGUCAUUGUUGGUGGCAAGAAGGUUCUUUCCGCUGCCUUCGUCUCCCUCAGUUUGAUUAUUCCAUUCGCCAUUUACGGCGUCAAUCUUUUUGCUGGGCUAAUGGAUAGUUGCAAUGACGGGUCCAGCGACAUCACAAAUCUGUCAGAUUGUGUUCAUGAAUAUGCUAGCACACCAUUUCAGUGGGAUGUUUUAGCACCACGGGCAGUAGACAACCCAUAUUUUAACUUUGAUAACUUUGGAAGUUCAUUAUUUAUCCUCUUUCAAAUUGUAUCUCAGGAAGGAUGGACGGGUGUGAUGUUUAACGCUCAAAGCAUUGUUGGAAGAGGUCAACAACCUCAGCCGUUUGCAUCUGAUGUGAACUCCAUCUUUUUUCUUGCUUUUAACUUGCUUGGUGCCGUCUUCGUCUUGACAUUAUUUGUGUCGGUUUUCAUGCGCAAUUAUACAGAACAAACCGGGGUUGCAUUCUUAACUUCCGAACAAAGAUCAUGGCUAGAGCUCCGGAAGUUACUCCGUCAAAUCCGUCCCUCAAAGCGCCCCAAUAAAGGCUCCAGCUCCUCGUGGAAGAAUUGGUGCUACGACCGUGCUACACAUAAGCAUGGAUGGUGGCAGAGAGCGCUGACUGUCGUAUUAAUCUUCCAUGCCGUGCUUUUGCUCAUUGAAUAUCAUCCAGCACCGCCUGGACUAGACCGUGUUAGAGACUGGAUAUUUUUGGGAUUUACAUUUAUUUUCGUCCUCAACCUGGUUAUUAGAGUGAUAGGGUUGACAUGGAGCAAUUUCUUGAAGAGUAGAUGGGACAUCUAUGCGUUGAUGUCUGUGAGUGGCACGUCGAUCACGACUGUGCUUCUUCUAGCCGGAUACGAAGAACGCACAUUCAUACAGCUCCAAAAGCUUUUCCUGGUUUCGAUUCUGAUGAUGUUGAUUCCACGGAACGAUGACCUUGAUCAUCUGUUCAAAACGGCAGCAGCAUCUUUGACAGCAAUCGGUAGCUUGAUGGCUACGUGGUUUGUUUUGUUUUUAGUCUAUGCCAUUGCAUUCACACAAACCUUUGGUUUAACAAAGAUUGGUCCAAACGGAAAUGGAAAUAUGAACUUCAGAACUGUCCCUAAGGCAUUAAUUUUACUGUUUGUGAUGACUUGCGGUGAAGGAUGGAAUCAGGUCAUGAGCGACUACGAGGUUACAGUUCCUAUGUGUGUUCGUGGCGACAGCUUUUACGACAGCGAUUGCGGGAGCCAAGGAUAUGCGCGCGCAUUGUUUGUCUCAUGGAAUAUCAUUAGCAUGUAUAUCUUCGUGAGCAUGUUCAUCUCCCUUAUUUUCGAGAGCUUUAGUUACGUCUAUCAACGGUCAGGGGGCUCCUCUGCAGCGUCUAGGGCGGAGAUAAGAAAAUUUAAGGAAGCUUGGCAAAGGUUUGAUCCAGAGGGUACAGGAUAUAUUUCCAAGGAAUACUUUCCCCGGUUAUUAGGGACUUUGACCGGAAUAUUCGCAAUGAGAAUAUAUGAAGAGCCUUUUACAGUCCACGAAAUAUUAAGGAAAGUCCGUGUGGAGCAAAGAAGUAGUACUGGGCGCACGCCGAGAGUUGUAGAAGGCGUUAACCUCGACACUUUGAAUAAGUGUAUUGCGGAAAUACCGAAACAGAAAAUCCAGAAGCAGCGACAAAUCUAUACUCUUUUCUACGAGGAAUGUCUUGUAUCAGCUGAUAAGGAUUAUGGCGUUGAGUUUGGCACUGUCCUAUUGGUUUUGGCUCAUUACAAAAUUAUCAACGAUAACAAAAGCUUAAAACUAGAGGAGUAUCUACGCCGCCGUUUCAGACUGCAAAGGGUGGAAGAGCAGAUCCAACGAAAUUGCGUCAGAAAUUUUUUCUUAACACUGUAUUGGUCCAAGAGGUUCAAAAAUCGCGUAAGAGCAAGGAUGUCUUCCAGAAAGGCACUUGGGAUCAAUACCCAAGUUCCCGAAAUAUUCGUCGAUGACGGGAGCUCCCACCAGACUAGUAGUCCGCUUGUUCCUAAAAUAUUGGUAGACGAUGGAGAAAUUCCUGCCACUUCUAGUACUUCGUCAGCAACUACUCCAAGAGAAAUAUCUCCCACCCCAAUCAGGCAAGUACCACCUCCGCUGGAUUUGAGCGGCGAGUCUUUCAAUUUCAAUGAACCAAUAACCACUUUUGGAUCAUCAUCUGCCGCACAAUUCAGCAACUCUGAUCCGUUUGCGUUUGGGUCGCCAUAUUCAAUGGAGGAAUCUCCGUCAAUCCUCAGACAAAGACCUGGUAGAGGAAUAAACUCCGAUCUCUCACCCUCAGGAAGCCCGACUGGCGGUAGUCCAAAUAUGAGCCCUAGUAUAAGCCCGGUUGCAAGUCCGCGUCUGGGACCACUAGGAGGAGGCUUGGUGCGCACCGGGUCCGGGAAUGAUAGCGCUUCUCGCUCACGGCAAGGUAGUGAAGUGAUGUCGCAAAAUGUGUUGGAGGUUCUUCAAUCGUCGGAGUGGGGCGACCAAAUUCGCUCGUACAUUGAAAGCCGAUCGGGAAAUAACUCUCCUACUAAUCAGGGAGGCCCGCGUAGUCCUCGCUAG